This is a messenger RNA of Lontra canadensis (Northern American river otter), 1103 nucleotides long. Its product is annotated as olfactory receptor 52H1-like. Bases 162 to 1103 code for a protein of 313 amino acids. Gene Ontology annotation, biological process: G protein-coupled receptor signaling pathway. Gene Ontology annotation, cellular component: membrane. NCBI's taxonomy places the organism in Eukaryota, Metazoa, Chordata, Mammalia, Carnivora, Mustelidae. The transcript has a single exon. The record is from RefSeq and is a predicted model, not a curated record. Gene Ontology annotation, molecular function: G protein-coupled receptor activity; olfactory receptor activity.
AGGGACAAUAACAAGUCAGUUCUAUAGGUGCCAACAUCCAGGGGACAGAGGAAGCCCGAAUGUGACAGUUGUUGUCCCCCACCACGGUCAGCCCCAGCCCAUUCUGACAGCUGAUUUGACUUCGGGGCUCCAAGACCAGAGGGUCCCAGACUGAAGAGACCAUGUAUAAUUUGAGCUGUUACAAUCCCGGUUCCUUCAUCCUUGUGGGAAUACCCGGUCUGGAGAGGUUCCACAGCUGGAUCGGGAUUCCCUUUUGUGUCAUCUAUGUUCUGGCUGUUGUGGGCAACUGCACCCUUCUCUACCUCAUUGCUGUUGAGCGCAGCCUCCAUGAGCCCAUGUUUUUCUUCCUCGCUAUGCUGGCUACCACGGACUUCAUCCUGUCCACGGACACAGUGCCCAAACUACUCAGUAACCUCUGGCUGGGCUCCCAGGAAAUUACCUUCUCUGGCUGUCUCACCCAGAUGUUUUUCCUCCACUUCAGCUUUGUAGUGGACUCAGCCAUCCUGUUGGCCAUGGGAUUUGAUCGCUAUGUGGCCAUCUGCUUCCCCUUGAGGUACACCACCAUCCUGACUCCGCAGGUGGUCAUCGAGAUUGUGGUGAGCAUCAUCGUGAGGAGCUUCUUCAUCAUCUUGCCAGACGUUUUUCUGGUGAAACGGUUACCCUUCUGCGGGACACGCAUCAUCCCACACACAUACUGUGAGCACAUAGGUGUUGCUCGGCUUUCCUCUGCUGACAUCUCCAUCAACAUCUGGUACGGAUUUUUUGUGCCUGUCAUGACUGUCGCCUCGGAUGUGAUCUUUAUUGCUGUUUCCUAUACCUUCAUCCUUCGUGCUGUCUUUCAGCUCUCAUCUCAGGGGGCCCGUCAGAAGGCCCUCAGCACCUGUGGUUCCCAUGUCUGUGUUAUUCUCAUGUUUUACACACCUGCCGCCUUCUCCAUCCUUGCUCAUCGCUUUGGGCACAGUGUCCCUCGAAAUGUGCUCAUCCUGUUUGCCAACUUCUAUGUGGCCAUCCCCCCUGCUCUAAAUCCUGUUGUCUAUGGAGUGAAGACCAAGCAGAUCCAGGACAAAUUUAUUCUUCUCUUCUCUUUAAAGAAGACACAAUGA